AUGAGCCGGAGGGGCGCAGCCGGCAGUCCAGGAGCAAUGGAAGGGGAGGGGAGUGGGCGGAGGUGCAGCAGGAAACGCUCAGGGCCCGGCCGGGCCGGUCGGGCUGGGGGCGCGGUGGAGGGGAAGGACGGGGUGGCGCCCGACUGGGGUGCCGGGCUUGCUCACUUCGCCGUGGCGGAGCGCCCCGCGGGGAGUUGCGGGGAGGGGAGCAGAAUCCGCGAGCCUUGGGAUUCCGGGACCGCCCUCUCCGGGUCCAGGGUCGGCGACGAGCGGCAACGACGGCUAGAACCGCAGUGGCAGUAUGAGAGCAGCCGCCGCUGCUCCACGCUUGCGGACGUGCGGCCAGCGGCGGCUGCUCUGUUUGCGCGCGCCAUGGGGGCGCCGCGGGGCCCGGUGGCCUUCCGGCGGCGCAGCGCGCGGGGUCUGCCACGGACCGCUUCUGCGCUGGCGGCCGCUGGCCUGGUGUGCACAGCCCUGGCAACCUACGCCUGCUGGGGGCAGCUCCCGCCGCUGCCCUGGACCUCCGACGCCCCGCCGCGGCCAGUGGGCGUGCUGCUGUGGUGGGAGCCCUUCGCGGGGCGCGAUAGCUCCAAAAGGCCGCCCCCCAACUGCUGGCUGCGCUUCAACAUCAGCGGCUGCCGCCUACUCACCGACCGUACCGCCUACGAGGAAGCUCAUGCUGUGCUUUUCCACCACCGAGACCUCGUGAAGGGACCCCUGGACUGGCCCCCGCCGUGGGGCGUCCGGGUGCGCUCGGCAGAGGAGCUGGAGCUGCGGGUGUUGGACGAGGAGGCCGCCGAAGCCCUGGCUGCCUCGGGCCCCAGGCCCCCGGGCCAGCGCUGGGUGUGGAUGAACUUUGAGUCGCCCUCCCACUCCCCGGGUCUGCGAAGCCUGGCAAGUAAUCUCUUCAACUGGACGCUCUCCUACCGGGCUGACUCAGACGUCUUUGUGCCUUAUGGCUACCUCUAUCCCAGGACCCAUCCCAGCGACCAGCCACAAGGCCUGGUCCCUCCGCUGGCUCGGAAACGGGGCCUGGUGGCCUGGGUGGUGAGCAACUGGGAUGAGCGCCAGGCCCGGGUCCGCUACUACCACCAGCUGAGGCAGCACGUGUCCGUGGACGUGUUCGGCAAGGGCGGGAGCCGCCGGCCGGUGCCUGACAUUGGGCUUUUGCACACGGUGGCCCGCUACAAGUUUUACCUGGCCUUUGAGAACUCGCAGCAUCUGGAUUAUAUCACCGAGAAGCUCUGGCGCAACGCGUUGCUGGCAGGGACUGUACCGGUAGUGCUGGGCCCCAACCGUGCCAAUUAUGAGCGCUUUGUGCCCCGAGGUGCCUUCAUCCAUGUGGACGACUUCCCUAAUGCCUCCUCCCUGGCCGCCUACCUGCUCUUCCUCGACCGAAAUCCAGCUGUCUACCGCCGUUACUUCAAUUGGCGCCGGAGCUACGCUGUGCACAUCACCUCCUUCUGGGACGAGCCUUGGUGCCGGGCCUGCCAGGCUGUGCAGAGGGCUGGGGACCGGCCCCAGAGCAUACGCAGCUUGGCUCGCUGGUUUGAGCGGUGAAGUCAUCCUCCCCUGGGUGUAACCCAGGGGGGUCAAGUCAUCAGCUUUUUGAUCCUCUGCUGUGCAUCUCUUUGAAUGCUGAAUCAUGGGACUAAGGUUUGACCGA
Molecule: messenger RNA, 1666 nt
Organism: Pteronotus mesoamericanus
Lineage: Eukaryota; Metazoa; Chordata; Mammalia; Chiroptera; Mormoopidae
Gene: FUT4
Product: fucosyltransferase 4
Exons: 1
Coding region: 1-1560 (519 amino acids)
Cellular component (GO): membrane
Molecular function (GO): alpha-(1->3)-fucosyltransferase activity
Source: RefSeq, a predicted model, not a curated record